AGAGUUAGAAGAUGGCAAGAAACGAAUGAAUCGCGUGCUAAUGCAAACGAAGCUAAUCGAACAUCAUUCGCGACGACCGUGUAACUUUCGGUAUUGUCGACGUCCUCGAAAUUUCGGUGGCGAUAUAUUAUUUAACUUGACGAUAAUGUGAGAAGGCAGAGUAAAGCUCAAAGGGGGGUAAGAGUUCGGCGAACGGAACGGCCAAAAACUCUUGCAGGCGAUGUCAAACAUGCGGCGACGAAUUUCGCAGGGAAGUCUACCAAACCGACGACGUAUUUCGGCCAAGAUUUGUCAGUGAAACUAGUGCCAAUGAGUGUGAAUAUAUGGCGGCGCGAGUACUUUUACUGAGCAUCUUGUUUACAGAAGUGCUAAAGCCCGCUUGUGCCGCAGGUGUUAAAGAAAUUGGAACUGGUUUACAUAACAAAAAUGUGUCAAAAUCAGAAGGCUUCAAUAUUAGUCCAACCAAAGGUUCUGGUGUAACAUUAGAAAUUCAACCUAAUGGUCAUGUGAUAUUAGGGAGAAAAGGAAUUACACUUACUUGUAUAACUGGAUCAAAUCAAAAUAUUUCUUGGUUACACAAUGGAGUGCCUGCACCACCAUGUGGCAUUGCACGUUGUACUCUUCUCAAAAAUGGUUCUCUUCACUUACAUAAGAUGGUGCAGAAAUUUAAAGAAAAAAAUACUACUACAGUUAACUUUAAAGAUUAUUACAAAGAUGAGUAUCGUUGUAUAAUGCGUACUAAUUUAGGACUUCUAAGAUCAUCUCCUACGUUUAUUCAUAUAGCAGAACUUGCCCAUAUAUUUAAAGAGUCACCAGAAAAUAUAACUGCACAAGAAGGUGAAGUUGCAAGAUUAUCUUGCUUAAUAGAUAGUGUUCCUUUUCCUCCUAAUAUCACAUGGCAGCGUAAUGAAAAAAUAUUGUUGCCCAACCAGAGUAAUUUAAAUAGUAAGUAUAUAAUGGUACCACCAGGUGUUCUGUAUAUAAAAGCAACGAAAUUAUCAGAUGCUGGUUCAUAUAGAUGCAUAGUAAAUAAUGAAUUCCUAAAAAAAACCAAAAAAAGUAAAGAAGCAAAAUUAACUGUUAUUUCACGAUCAGAGGGUAAUGGAUCACAUACACCACCAUUGUUAUUUCCACAAAUUUUAUACAAUCAUUGGUUGUUCAAUGGAUCAAAUCUUAGUUUAGCAUGUGCUGCAUCUGGAUAUCCACCACCACUUAUGAUGUGGUCAUUUAUUCCUCGCUAUACUGAUAAUCACAAUGCACAACCUCGCAUUUUGCUUAAUUCUAGUAUUGGUAUUAGUAUAUUGUCAUUAGUAAAUGUGAGUGCAUCUGAUGCAGGAGUCUAUGUAUGUUCUAUAAAAAACUUCGUUACAAAUAAUGUGGAGAUUCAAAAUGUAACAGUGGAUAUAUUAAUACCACCAUCAUUUGUAAAGAUACCUACAAAUCAAAUAUGUCCAAAUGGGAGAACUGCAAGAUUUGAAUGUCAAGCACAAGGAUUACCUGUGCCUAAAAUAUAUUGGUUAAAAGAUUCAUUAAAUAUUACAAUUAAUGGACGUAGGACUACAUAUAUAAAAGAAUCUAAUAAAAUGGAACUGGCAAUAUCGGCAACAGUUCCAUCUGAUUCUGGUAUUUAUCAAUGUGUUGCUGUAAAUUCGGCGGGAGAAAUUUGGGCCGCAGGUCGGCUUCAAGUAAAUACAUCUCGUAAUAGUCCUGCUGCACCUACCUCUUUAAAAUGUCGUGCUCUGUCGCCCGUUAAAAUUUUUAUUUCCUGGGAACCACCAAAGUCUCUAUCACAUAGCAGUAUUAAAGCUUAUACCGUCCAUUAUAGUCCCGUAGAAGGAGGUAAAGAAGAAGUUUCUCCACCUGAACCGGGUAAUUCUACAUCAGUAGAAGUGACGAAGCUUCUUGAACCAUAUACUAAUUAUUCCUUCUACAUACGAGUGUGGAACAAUUAUGGUCCGAGUGAUCAAUCAGCCACCAUUUUGUGUUCUACAGCCCCAAGUGUUCCUAAAGGUGCACCAAAAGUAAACUUGAAUAUACUUAGUAGUACAAAGUUAAAUGUAUCAUGGGAGCCAUUAACUAGAAAAGAGUCUCGUGGUGUUGUAGUACAAUAUAAAUUACUGUAUAGACUGCAUGAACAUCCAUCUUCACGGGUUCUUCAUUUACCUGCUGACGUGGAGUCCUAUGUACUUUCUGAUUUAAUACCUGGAGCACAAUAUGAUCUACGAGUACUAGCCAGAACAAAACAAGGUUGGCCUAAUAUGAGCGAAUCACAAUUAGAGUGGACUACUGUAACUAUGCCAUCUGCUGAAUCUAAUCAAUUUGUUAUUAAAAAUAUAGUGGAUGUACAAGUAUUAAUAGUAAAUGCUUCAAUUGUAAAGGUAAAAUGGAAAAUAAAUGUUAAAGAAAAUGACAGAAUCGAAUCGGAAUUUGACUUUUGGCAAAUUUAUUGUGAAAAUCAAAGUGGACAUAAAUUAGUAACUAUUUUUUUACCACAAAAUGUUACUGAAUAUGUAUUUACUAAUCUUGAUGUAAAUGUUUCAUAUACAAUGGGUUUAUGUAUGAUAACUUCUGGUGAAACAACAGGUUGUUUAACGAAACAAAUAGAGACUAUUCAACCUGAUACAAGUAAUGUACCAAUGACCUUGGAAGCAAUUCCUGUUUCACCAACCUCUAUAAAUGUGACAUGGUCUCUGAAUGGUGUACAUGAAGUAAAUUCUUUCGAAUUAUGUUAUCAUGCAAUUCAUGUUGUAAAUUCAGAUAGUCCUAAGUGUUCUAUAUUGAAUGAUACUAAGGCAAAUAUUGACAAACUCAAGCCAUUUACACUAUAUCAGUUUAAAGUAAGGGCCAUUCAAAAUAAUACAAACCAAAGCAAUUUCUACAGUGAGUCUGUAGAAUGUUAUACGAAUGAAGAUAUUCCUGGCAAGGUAGAAGAAGUACAAUGGUUUUUAGUAAAUAAUACAAAAGUACGAAUUGCAUGGAAGGAACCAAGUAAUAUAAAUGGUAUAAUACAAAAUUACUUCGUUAUAUAUACCAUGGACUUAAUGGAUUCAGCUACAACGUGGAAAAAUUUGACGGUACCUGGUAAUAAAACUUCGACAACUUUACCUGGUUUAAUUCCAGGAAAACGAUAUUUUGUUAUGGUACAAGCUAUGACAAAAGCUGGUUAUGGUAAACCGUCAGAUGCUAUAAUCAUUAUUACUGGUGGUAGUUCAACAAAAAUACCAAAUUCACCAGAUGAACAAAAGCCACCGCAAAAUACAAAACCCGAUCAAAGUCUUGGUGUAAUUCUUGGUGUAAGCAUAAGUAUUGGAUUUAUUACAAUCUGCCUAUGCAGUAUAUAUUGUCGAAAAAAAUGUGAAAAUGCUCGUAUUUUGAGAGAUACAGCCCAAUCUACAAAAGGCCGUACGUCGGUACGAAACGGAAAUAGAUGUUGCGUGGAUCAAUCUUCUACAUCAGUGAGUCAACAGUUGAAUACCAGAGUGACGCCUAACGAAAUUGAACUUGCUGUUCUUUGUCCUACAUCUCCAAUCACAACUAAUCCACACUUGGAUACUAAAGGUGGAAAAUCUAAUGGAAUUCUUGAAUCUUGUGUAAAAGAGCCUUUAUUACCAUCAUGGGAAAUAAAUGGUGAACCAAAAGAUAUUCAUAUAACAAAAAAUUCUCAGUACAAAGCAGUGGACAGUGUUGACUUGAGCACACAAAAGCAAGAACAAGGGCCAGAACAAGAUUUAGAUGGAACACAGCUCACAGUGGUCAAUUGUACUUUAGGCAGUAGCAGUAGCAGUUUAAAUAAUAAUUUUGGUUGUCCAGAUGGAGAUACGUCCUUACCAAAAUCGAUGUGUAUAUCUGUUCCGGCACUUGGACCUAAUGGAUGAAAGCAUUAGGCAAUACAAUUGCGUAUUCACAUUUUCCUCCUAUGCUCACAUGCAACAAGUAGGAUGUAAAAGUUUUCAUGCAACUUUAAUCAUUUGAUUGGAAGAUAUGUAUACAUGCAAAUGUAC
Molecule: messenger RNA, 4001 nt
Organism: Eufriesea mexicana
Lineage: Eukaryota; Metazoa; Arthropoda; Insecta; Hymenoptera; Apidae
Product: protogenin
Exons: 20
Coding region: 324-3875 (1183 amino acids)
Biological process (GO): cell-cell adhesion
Molecular function (GO): protein binding
Source: RefSeq, a predicted model, not a curated record